Molecule: messenger RNA, 1241 nt
Organism: Argentina anserina (silverweed cinquefoil)
Lineage: Eukaryota; Viridiplantae; Streptophyta; Magnoliopsida; Rosales; Rosaceae
Product: MLO-like protein 6
Exons: 13
Coding region: 39-1241 (400 amino acids)
Biological process (GO): defense response
Cellular component (GO): membrane
Source: RefSeq, a predicted model, not a curated record
UUGUGAGUUCUUUUGAGUAAUAACUAGAAACUCGAGUUAUGGCACUCGAAUAUGAGCGUACAUUGGAGAAAACUCCAACAUGGGCAGUUGCUGUGGUCUGUUUUGUGUUGCUUGUAAUAUCGAUUUUCACUGAGCGUAUCAUAAACUUCAUAGGACAGUGGUUUAAACGUAGAGAGAAGCGAGCUCUCUAUGAAGCUCUUGAGAAGAUCAAGUCAGAGCUUAUGCUGUUGGGAUUCCUAUCCUUGUUCCUAACAGUUCUACAAGAUCCAAUCUCUGGUAUAUGUAUAUCAAAGAGUAUUGGAGCCACUUGGCAUCCCUGCAAUGAUGACGCUUCAAAGACUACUGCCAGAAAACUGGAUGAAUUUUCAGAUUCUGGCUUCAGUUUCCGGCGCAUAUUAGCCACAAAGGGAUAUGAUAAGUGCACCGAACAUGGUAACGUUGCCUUUGUGUCUGCAUAUGGGAUUCACCAGCUCCACAUAUUUAUCUUUGUGCUAGCAGUUUUUCAUGUGCUCUACUGCAUUACAACCUUGUUUUUGGGAAGAUACAAGAUGAGAAAAUGGAAGUACUGGGAGAAUGAGACAAAAACAAUUGAAUACCAGUUUAGUACAGAUCCAGAAAGGUUUAGGUAUACGAGGGAUACGUCAUUCGGAAGGAGACAUUUGCACUUCUGGAGCGAGUCACCAGUUUGGCUUUGGAUUGUGUGCUUCCUCAGACAGUUCUACAGGUCAGUUACUAAGACUGAUUACAUGACUCUGAGGCAUGGCUUUAUCGUGGCACAUUUAGCACCUGGCAAUGAUACUACCUUUGAUUUUCGGAAAUACAUAAGUAGAUCACUUGAAGAUGACUUCUUAGUUAUUGUUGAAAUUAGCCCAAUUAUAUGGUUCUCAGCAGUGUUGUUCCUGUUGUCCAAUGCAUAUGGAUGGUAUUCGUAUUACUGGUUACCAUUUAUCUCUUUAUUUAUAAUCCUCUUGGUGGGAACUAAACUACAAGUGAUUAUAACCAAGCUGGGGCUAAGGAUUCAGGAAAGAGGGGCUGUGGUGAUGGGUGCACCGCUUGUUCAACCCGGUGAUCAGCACUUCUGGUUUGGAACCCCGCGCUUCUUGCUCUUCCUCAUCCACUUUGUUUUGUUCCAGAAUGCAUUUCAGCUGGCGUUCUUUGCAUGGAGCACAUGGCAGUUUGGCAUAACUUCCUGCUUCCACCAAACACCUCAAGAUACCGCCAUAAGGAUCUCAAUGGGGUGA